Molecule: messenger RNA, 247 nt
Organism: Porites evermanni
Lineage: Eukaryota; Metazoa; Cnidaria; Anthozoa; Scleractinia; Poritidae
Source: the annotation of a GenBank genome assembly
AUGUGGUAUGUUUUGCUUGCCAUGCUGGUUGCAUUGCUCAGCUGUCCUACUCCUAGCUUUCCUUUUCUUUCUGCAGACAGUGGUAGGUCUACAGUUUCUUAGGCUUAAGGAUUUUUACCGAGCUGUCGCUAACUAUUUUUAAUCUUUCUUUACAGGUGAAAGACCUGUCGAGGUCAAAACGUCCACUUUCGUGCAAACUUUGCUUUCAGCAACGCUACUCGACAAGAUUUCCUUCUUGUUGAAAUAG